This is a messenger RNA of Aureobasidium namibiae CBS 147.97, 1668 nucleotides long. Its product is annotated as 4-coumarate-CoA ligase. The record is from RefSeq and is a predicted model, not a curated record. NCBI's taxonomy places the organism in Eukaryota, Fungi, Ascomycota, Dothideomycetes, Dothideales, Saccotheciaceae. The transcript has 4 exons. Gene Ontology annotation, molecular function: CoA-ligase activity. Gene Ontology annotation, biological process: secondary metabolic process. The coding region runs from base 1 to 1668 and encodes 555 amino acids.
AUGCCUCAGCAAUCGCCCUACCAGAUUGAUAUCCCAGCUACCGACAUACUCUCAUAUGUCUAUCCUGAAGGAACGGAGCCUUAUGAUCAGCCAAUAUGGAUCGAUGCCGACGAUACCGAAAAGUCAUUGUCACCCAAACAAGCCUUGGGUUGGAUCAAGAGACUCGGCUUGGGUCUUGACAACCUCCAAAUCGGUCAGGGUGAAGUAGUCAUGAUGUUUUCCACCAACCAUAUAUUCUGUCCCGUGGCGUAUCUGGGUGUUGCCGGAAGUGGACGUGUGUUCAGUGGAACCAACCCAGCAUAUACUGUCAACGAGACUGCCUUCCAGAUCACGAACACUGGAGCCAAGAUCAUUCUUGUUGACCCGGCGCUUCUCGACAAUCUCCUCAGGGCUGCGGACCAGGUUGGGUUUCCUCACGAUAAGAUUUACCUCUUCUUGGACGAGCCCUGCAAGACGCAGCGAGGAAUUAAGGAUUGGAGCUCUUUUCUUCCAGCACCGAAGGCUGCAGAGAACUGGCAAUGGCACCGGAUGUCUGCUGAAGAGUCAAGCUCCAAUACAGCGGUGUUGAAUUAUUCGUCAGGCACCACCGGUCUACCCAAAGGCGUGAAGGUCGCUCAUCAAAACAUCAUCGCCAAUGUCUGUCAAUCAUUAUACAUGAGAGAACUGUCACAAUCUUAUUCCCAAGGACAAAAACCAGCAGAGAGGUUCCUAGGAUUCUUACCACUAUAUCACGCCUAUGGACAACUAUGGUCCAUCACUGCUGCUGCGAUCACGCGAACGCCAUGUUACUAUAUGAGAGCUUUCAACUUCGAACCCUUCCUAUCGCACAUCCAGCGUCACCGUAUCACACAUAUCCAGACAGCACCUCCAGUACUAGUCAUGCUGGCCAAACGACCAGAGACCAAAAAGUACGAUCUCUCGUCUUUGGUUAAUAUCCUCUGUGGUGCUGCACCCCUCAGCAAGGAACUCCAGAAUGAAGUCAGCACAAAAUUCAAUCUCAAAGUCGUUCAGACGUGGGGAAUGACAGAAGUGACUUGCUCGUGCUUGCACGUACCCGGUGGAAUGGAUGACCGUAGCGGCAGCGUCGGACAAGUCGACCCAAACUCGACCAUCAAGCUCAUCGAUGAAAGCGGCAACGAAGUCACCAAACCAGGCCAGCGUGGAGAAAUUUUUGUGCGCGGUCCAAACAUCACUCAUCUGGGCUACUGGAGAAACGAAAGCGCCACAAAGGCUUCAUUCGACAGUGACGGCUUCCUAAAAACAGGCGAUGUAGCCAUCUACGACGACAAAGGCUGGUUUUGGAUCGUCGACCGCGCAAAGGAAAUCUUCAAGGUCAAUGGCUUCCAAGUCGCUCCUGCCGAACUCGAAGCAGUCUUGCUCGAAAAUGACGACGUUGCUGAUGCCGCCGUGUGCGCUUUGAACAAAGACCACGAAGACUUGCCUAGGGCAUAUGUGGUGUUGAAAGACGCAGCCAAAGGCAAAGUCAGCGAGAAAGAUGUGGUCGAGUGGAUAGCGACAAAAGUCGCAAAGCACAAGAGACUUUCCGGUGGAGUCAAGUUCAUCGACGAGGUACCCAAGAGUCCGAGUGGAAAGAUCCAGAGAGUUGUGUUGCGCGAGUGGGCCAAGAGGGAUGCAGACCAAGUCACAAACAUAAAAGCUAGAUUGUAA